This is a messenger RNA of Drosophila mojavensis, 2514 nucleotides long. Its product is annotated as transcription initiation factor TFIID subunit 1. Lineage: Eukaryota; Metazoa; Arthropoda; Insecta; Diptera; Drosophilidae. The transcript has 2 exons. The coding region runs from base 227 to 1885 and encodes 552 amino acids. The record is from RefSeq and is a predicted model, not a curated record.
AACACGUUUUAUUCGAAUUGAUUUGAAACUCCUUCCAUUUAGUUCCCUAAAAAAUUUCCAAUUGUGUAGACAUUUUGUCUGGCCUCAGAAAAAUAAAAUGCGCUAAAGCAUAGAUAAUACGGAAUUGAUUAUUUUUGGUAUUCGAAACACAUAGAAGGAGAUCCGCACAAGCCUCCCCAACAAUAUUUUAACAGCUAGUUUGUAAUUUAUUAAGCACAUAGCCAACAUGUUUGUGGAUGACGAGGGCAUACUCUUCAAUCCGUUCAGCGUGGGGCCGCCCGAGAGCCAGGGCCAGCGCUAUGAUUAUAAGAUGCCCAGGAGCACCACAUAUCCGGAGCCAGUGUAUGCGACCUGGCCGCCACCAAAGCAGCAUACCAACAGAUCAGUCUCGCAGGACUCGCUCGUUAGGCCAGGCGAUGUUAAGGCAGCCAAGUCGCAGAGGGGCGAAGUCUCCAUAUCGAAGGCCAUCAAUGAGGAGAUGGCGGCGGCCAAACAUUUCGCUACUGAGGACGGCCGCAUUAACGCCGGCCGCCAGUCCAGGCCGGACCUGUCUGACAAGGGGCGUGGCGGAAACUCGAUGACCGUUAUAAUGCCCGUCCGCAAAGGCGAUGCAGCCUCGCGAGUCAGCAGCGUGUCCGUUCUCGCUGUCGAGCCAUCAGUAGCCCCAUCGAGUAAGAGUAGAGCCAAGUCGAAGGCUGGCCAGCAUGAGGAUAAUGAGAGCGGGUCCUCGCACGACCGCAAACGCACCGAGUCGAACAUCACGCUGACGGCGAAGCCCAAUUUCAAUACAUCGAGGCAAAGCAACGGGGCAGACAAUGCCUCUCAGGGAUACCAUCGGUCGGGUGCCGGGGGCCAGCAUCAGGACGACAGAUCCGUUCAAAGUAGCUUUAGAGCUGAGAGUGACUCCUUCGGCUCGGGCAGGUCCAGAGCGGACAACCUCUCUCGUGUUUCGACGAGAUCUAGAGCCAGUGAACAUCAAGCAGAUAAUAUAUCGCGUGCUUCGGUGAGGUCCAAGGCGGCUGAUCGGGAUGGAGAUAUUAUAUCACGUGUUUCCGUGAGGCGCGCCAAGAACUACGAUGAUGAUAAUAUAUCGCGCGUGUCAGCCAAGUCAAGAGCUAAUGCAGAUAAUAUAUCUCAUGUUUCCGUUAGGUCCAAGGCGGCUGAUCGUGAUGCAGAUAGCAUCUCCCGUGCUUCGGUUAGAUCCAAGGCGAAUGAUCCCAAUGCAGAUAACAUCUCCCGUGCUUCGGUUAGAUCUAAGGCGAAUGAUCCCAAUGCAGAUAACAUAUCCCGUGCUUCGGUUAGAGCCAAGGCCAAAGAUCCCAAUGCAGAUAACAUCUCUCGUGCUUCGGUUAGAUCCAAAACGAAUGAUCCCAAUGCAGAUAACAUAUCCCGUGCUUCUGCCAGAUCCAGGACCAAAGAGCACAAUGAAGAUAAUAUAUCUCGUAUUUCUGCCAUAUCCAAGGCAAAGGUGAACAAUGAGGAUAACAUAUCGCGUGCUUCGGUCAAGUCCAAGUCUAAAGAUCAUGAAGAGGAUAAUGUUUCCCGUGUUUCGGGCAAGUCGAAGGCCACCGAUCGCGGCGGAGAUAAUAUUUCCGUAAAGUCCAAGGGGAAAGAUGAGACCGACAAUCCAAUACACUUCGACGGAAGCAAAGCCUCCAUAAAACAGGUGGCCGACUACGUGAAGAAAGAGCUGCAGAUGUCGAUGACUACUUCAAAGGAGCUGGGCGAAAAGGCGGCGCUGCUCAGCGAUCGCCUCAGAGCCGGCAAUGAGUUCAAGCACAAUCGCUUUCACUCCCUGGUGCGCAUGUACACUCAGAAUGAGCCACUCAAGCGCUUUCGCGAUGAUCGCAUGUCUCUCUGGUUCAAGGAUGCAGUUCUUUCCUAGGUCGACCCACCGUACAACUAUAGCUUUUUUCUAGGCCCCAUUUCUGCCCCAACCAUAAUCCUCUCUGAGUUGAAGCAAGCAAAAACAAGUAAAAGACAAAAAAAAAAAAAUUAUAUAUAUAUAAUUGAAGACUGAAGCAAAUAUCCAAAAACAGCACAAAAAAUUUUGCGAUUUGCGGUUGAGCAUUUUGCUGACAUUUCGUAUCAUUCAUUUAAAUGCGCAAAAUUCUGUGGUCGGCUGCGAAUCGUGCAGUUUGCACACUGCGCUGGACCAUAAAAUAUGCGAAAACAUUUGUUUAAUUUGCGCACGAAAAACCGUUUUAAAAAAUUAAAUCCUUUUGUUAAGCUUCGCAGCAAAUAAGCUAUCCAGGCAACUAUAUAAUGGAUAUAGCUACACGAGUUCGUGCCUUCCUUCUAUCAAUAUUUCGAAUAUCUCUGACAACAUUAAAUCUGCACUCGCUAGUAAGAUUUAAUCGAUGGAAAACUAUGUUUAGGAAAACCUAAGAAAAUAAUUAUUACAACCAAAAUUCAAGCUAAAUUUUUGUAUUAUUUUUGAAUUAUUUCCAUAUAAUGAUGAAUCUGAUUGGGGCAAUACAAAACUUUGCUCGCUGCUAACGAGGCUUUACUGUA